GUUGCCAAUCUUGGUGUUUUCUCUGGUAAAAGCCAAACGUCCUGCACGGUGUUGGUCUGUAAACACAACCCCACCUGUGGACAUCGUCCUCAUACCUCCCUCAUGGAGUCUGUUUCUGACCGUUUGAGCAGACACAUGCACAUCUGUGUCCUGCUGGAGGUCAUGUUGCCUGGAAGAGAUGAACCAAUCAGAACAGUGAUGACAAAGGGAGUGGCUGGCAUUGGGAAAACUGUCUUAACACAGAAGUUCAGUCUGGACUGGGCUGAAGGCAAAGCCAACCAUGGAAUUAAAUUCUUGUUUCCGUUCUCUUUCAAAGAGCUGAAUGUGCUGAAAGAGGAAAAGUUCAGCUUGGUGGAACUUGUUCAUCACUUCUUUACUGACACCAAAGAAGCAGGAAUCUGCAGCUUUGAUGAAGACCAGGUCGUCUUCAUCUUUGACGGUCUGGAUGAGUGUCGACCUUCUCUGGACUUCAAAAACACUAAAAUCAUAACUGACCCGUCACAACCCACAUCAGUAGAUGUGCUGUUUACAAACCUUGUCAGGGGGAAACUGCUUCCCUCUGCUCGCCUCUGGAUAACCACAAGACCUGCAGCAGCCAAUCAGAUCCCUCCUGACUGUGUUGGCAUGGUGACAGAGGUCAGAGGGUUCACUAACCAACAGAAAGAGGAGUACUUCAGGAAGAGGUUCAUAGAUGAUAACCAGGCCAACAAAAUAAUCUCCCACAUAGUGAAAUCACGAAGCCUCCACAUCAUGUGCCACAUCCCAGUCUUCUGCUGGAUCACUGCUACAGUUCUGGAGAAAGUGCUAAAAACCAGAGAGGGAGGAGAGCUGCCCAAGACCCUGACUGAGAUGUACAUCCACUUCCUGGUGGUCCAGUUCAAGCUGAAGAAGACCAAGUAUGAUGGAGGAGCUGAGACAGAUCCACACUGGAGUCCAGAGAACAGGAAGAUGAUUGAGUCUCUGGGAAAACUGGCUUUUGAUCAGCCGCAGGAAGGAAACCUGAUCUUCUAUGAAUCAGACCUGACAGAGUGUGGCAUCGAUGUCACAGCAGCCUCAGUUUACUCAGGAGUGUUCACACAGAACCUCAAGGAAGAGAGUGGGCUUUAUCAAGAGAAGGUGUUCAGCUUCAUCCAUCUGAGCGUUCAGGAGUUUCUGGCUGCUCUUCAUGUCCAUCUCACCUUCAUCAAGUCUGGAGACAAUUUGCUGGAAGAAGAUGAACAACCGACCUCAAAGAAUUUGAAACCGAGGAAAGAGGCCAAUUUCUACCAGAGAGCAGUGAACAAGGCCUUACAGAGUCCAAACGGACACCUGGACUUGUUCCUCCGCUUCCUCCUGGGUCUUUCACUGCAGACCAAUCAGAGACUCCUACGAGGUCUGAUGACACAGACAGGAAGUAGCUCACAGACCAAUCAGGAAACAGUCCAGUACAUCAAAGAAAAGAUCAGUGAGAAUCUGUCUGUAGAGAGAAUCAUCAAUCUGUUCCACUGUCUGAAUGAACUGAAUGAUUCUUCUCUAGUGGAGGAGGUCCAAGAGUCCCUGAGAUCAGGAAGUCUCUCCACAGAUAACCUGUCUCCUGCUCAGUGGUCGGCUCUGGCCUUCAUCUUACUGUCAUCAGAACAAGAUCUGGAUGUGUUUGACCUGAAGAAAUACUCUGCUUCAGAGGAGGCUCUUCUGAGGCUGCUGCCAGUGGUCAAAGCCUCCAACAAAGCUCUAUUCGGUGACUGUAAUCUGUCAAAAAGAAGUUGUGAAGCUCUGUCCUCAGUUCUCAGCUCGCAGUUCUGUAAGCUGAGGGAUCUGGACCUGAGCAACAACGACCUGCAGGAUUCAGGAGUAAAGCAGCUGUGUGAUGGACUGAAAAGUCAGUUUUGUAAACUGGAAAUUCUCAGGUUGUCCGGCUGUAUGAUCACAGAGGAAGGCUGUGUUUCUCUGGCCUUGGCUUUAAACUCCAACCCCUCCCAUCUGAAAGAGCUCGACCUGAGCUACAACCAUCCUGGUGUCUCAGUAAAACUGCUCUCUGAUCAUCUGGAGGGUCCAAAUUGGAAACUAAGCACUCUCAGGGUGGAGCCUGCUGGAGAACGGUGGUUGAAACCUGGUCUGAAGAAGUGUAAGUGUGUUUUUAACUGGAUUCAAGCAAACCGUACCGAUUAUACAAAAAAAAAAAAAAAACGCAGCUUGUUUCUGUUUUUCUCUCUAACAGAUUCUUUAGAGCUCACAGUCGACACGAACACAGUAAACAAAAACAUCAAACUGUGUGACGGGAAAAGGGAGGCGAUGUACGUGAAGGAGGCGCAGUCUUAUCCGGGUCAUCCAGACAGAUUUGACAUGUGUCGACAGCUGCUGUGUACCGAGAGGCUGACUGGUCGCUGCUACUGGGAGGUGGAGGUGAGCGGAGGCGCUGACGUAUCGGUGAGCUACAGAGGAAUCAGCAGGAGAGGAGGCUUCAGCGACUGUGUGUUCGGGUGGAACGAUCAGUCCUGGAGUCUGAACUGCUCAGAGGAUGAUCGUUACUCUGUCUGGCACAACUAUGAAGAGACGCCCAUCUCUUCCUCUUCUUUCUCCUCCUCCUCCUCCUCCUCCUCCUCCUCCUCCUCCUCCUCCUCCAGCGCUAACCGAGUAGCAGUGUAUGUGGACGGACCUGCUGGCUCUCUGUCCUUCUACAGAGUCUCCUCCGACACACUGAUCCUCCUCCACACCUUCAACACCACAUUUACUCAACCUCUGCAUCCUGGAUUCGGGUUUGGGUAUUGGUCCAGUUCUGGUUCCUCAGUGUCUCUGUGUUUGCUAGAAAGAAAUACUCAGAUUGCUGACAGUUGAUGAUGGACAAAUCUCAGAUGAAUGUCUUAAAUCUAAAUAUUUAAAACUUAAUACAUUCUGGAUUAAGUUUUCUUUCUGAUUUAUUUUUAUCUGUCCUGUAAAUUUUUCUUUACCCUGUUGGACCUGCAGCUUGUUUGCUGCAGACGGGACAAGUUGACUGGUCUUUCAGCCAAAAUGUGGAUUUUCUUUAUGGUCAGAUGAGACAAAGACGGAGUUGUUUGACCAGGUGACUUCAGUUGUAACUUCUAAAACCUCCAGACCAAGCGCUGACUAUGUUGAUGACAUUGUGCCUGGGACUGUUUGCUACCAGUGAAAUUGAUAGAUGGCACAAACUGAAAAGACUAAUAAAGGAGGAAAACUACCUCAGAAUGGUUCAGGUAGCCUCGGAUCAUCAGUUUGAAGUUAUUUUACAUGCAUGCUCUUGUAAGUCUCCAUCCUGUCAAAUAUGUCGGUCAGUGCUGAAGCUUUCUGAAAGCAGCAAACAGGCCUCCUCUUUCUGCUGCAGACUGUACAGCAACAUCACACCACCCUCCUCCUUCCAGACAGACGGCAGCAGACGGGGGGACUGAUGUUCUGGGUGAAAGUAGAUACAGCCAAGAGACUAAAGACGACUGCAGAUGUCUCCCCAACCAAAUCUAAUUUUAAUUGUGAACAUCUUUUCACUCAUGGAGCAGCACAAAACGCUUUACAUGAUUAAACAUGUUUGCAAGUUAAAAAGAAUAUAACAACUAUUUCAACACACACCUGAUUAUUCUCAGUAUGGGCGUCAGGGAUGUUCCACCAGCGUAGCUACAGAAAGCCAGGCUGUAUGAGGAAAGCUUCGCUUGAACCAACACCAGCUCUGAAUUAAGGUUCAUUCGUUCCACUAACACAUUCCAGCUGCAUCUAUUUGAGCUAGUCCAAGCGAGGCUUACAUAGCCUGGCUAUGUGGAGGUCCUGAGGAACGUAGGGAGCCCUGACGAGUGGAUGGUGGAAAAGAGGAGCAGCAGGAAAAGAGAGCAAACCAAGAGCUUCAUUUUCUCAGCAGCUGAACAAAGAAAGCUGAUGGAGGUCAGAGACAUGCGGUGGGUUCAUGGCUGGUGAGGCACCGACUCCUCUGCAGUCACAUUUACAUUGUAAGAACAAAAAGAGCU
Messenger RNA from Melanotaenia boesemani (Boeseman's rainbowfish), 3947 nucleotides. Its product is annotated as NACHT, LRR and PYD domains-containing protein 12-like. The record is from RefSeq and is a predicted model, not a curated record. Gene Ontology annotation, molecular function: protein binding. Lineage: Eukaryota; Metazoa; Chordata; Actinopteri; Atheriniformes; Melanotaeniidae. The transcript is spliced from 4 exons. The coding region runs from base 103 to 2814 and encodes 903 amino acids.